AGGGGAUGGGCCAAUGGGGUUUAUAAGAUUGACUUAGACUAGGAAUUUGACAUCUCCAAAUGCGAGAUCUGGUACCUCGUUGACACAGCGUAUCUCUGCGUGUCACUGCGUGUCAUAAAGAUCUGUGAUAAUUACUCAAACUGUUUUAUUUGCUUUAAUUCAAGCGUUCCUUUUUCUUUUCUUUUGCUAGUUAUUAUAUUUAGUUACAGCCUAGCUAUAGAGAGAGAUGGAGGACCAGGUAGCUCGUCUCGUGGACAAGGCGUGGGAGAAAUUCCAGCAGCUCCCCGCGGACCGUCGACUUUUAAUCGCUAUAGCCGGUAUCCCAGGCUCAGGCAAAACAACCCUCUCCCAAAUCGUCACUGCAGCCCUCAAUGCCCGGCACGCAAACUUGCACCCAGAAGUCCCCGAGGCUGUGCCGCCCGCCGUUUUCGUGCCCAUGGACGGGUACCAUCUAACACGUGCGCAACUCUCCGCCAUGCCGGACCCGGCACUUGCCCACGCGCGGCGCGGCGCCGAGUUUACGUUUGACGGCCCCGCGUUCUUGGCUUUAGUCAAGGCGCUGCGUACUGUGCCGCCGCCGCCCCUACAGCCGGUGUAUGCGCCGAGUUUUGAUCAUGCGGUUAAAGACCCGAAACCGGAUGAUAUCGCGAUAUUGCCGGCGCAUAGGAUUGUGGUUUUUGAAGGGAAUUAUGUGUGUUUGGAUAAGGAGCCCUGGCGCGAGGCUGCGCAGCUUAUGGAUGAGAGGUGGUUUGUGGAUGUAGACUUUGAAACGGCGAGGAGGCGGCUGGUCAAGAGGCAUGUCGAGGCCGGGAUUGCGAAGGACGAGGAGGAGGCUGGGAAACGUGCUGAUGAGAAUGACCUUGUGAAUGGGGCGCAGAUUGUAAAGGAGAGGGUUGAUGUGCAUGAGAUUAUACAAAGUAAGGAGGACGGGAAGUGGGUUCAUAAAUGAGUAGUAUAUUAGACGAUAUAUAGUAUAUGAGUUGGAUAUAAGUCUAAAACUUAGACAUAUUUGAUGAAAGUAACUUGCAAAGUGCUGCCUCUUGGUAGA
Messenger RNA from Daldinia loculata, 1048 nucleotides. RefSeq names its product P-loop containing nucleoside triphosphate hydrolase protein. Gene Ontology annotation, cellular component: cytoplasm. The coding region runs from base 227 to 949 and encodes 240 amino acids. Lineage: Eukaryota; Fungi; Ascomycota; Sordariomycetes; Xylariales; Hypoxylaceae. The record is from RefSeq and is a predicted model, not a curated record. The transcript has 4 exons.